AUGGUGCUUGACUACAGUAAAUGGGAUGCUCUCGAGCUCUCAGACGACUCUGAUAUCGAAGUCCACCCUAAUGUGGACAAGCGGUCCUUCAUCCGUGCAAAGCAGAACCAGAUCCACCAGCAACGACAGCAGCGCCGCCAUGAGAUAGCAACUCUGGGAUACGAGAGGAUUAUAAACGAUGGCCUGUUGAAACGGAUUGACGGGCUGUUGACUGCCCUGAAGAAACACGAGAGUGACUCCCGGAAUCCAGAGGAGCUCGUUUUCCAGGCUCUGAUCGAGUCUGCCGGUGACCCCAAGGAGGACCAGCCACCAGCUCCGCCAGAGAAUGUCCACACGCAAGAGACUCAGCCGAAGUACUCUCAGAUGAUGGGAUCGCUGGUGGACCAGGUCAAGAAGGAGCUAGAUGAGUCAAAGCCGGAGAACAGAUACCAGGCAUUUAUUACCGGCGUCGAGGGCCACAAGAACAAGGUGCUGGACCUCCAACAGCAGCUCCUUGAGAAGCUUGGUCAAUUGGAAAAGGAAGAGGGCAAAAAGAUUACCAGCGACAGCAUACACACUGGGUUUGACAGCUCUUUUGUCUCAUCGUCUAAGACCAAGCCUGAGCCAAAGAAGGCCCAGGAGUCGACCGUUGAGCUCCUUAACCCAAGCAGCGCAGGUGCAGAUAAUAUGGAUGUCAUCUCUUCCGGUGCAGAGGCUGAUAUUGAGGACGGCGAAGGGGAUGAGGAGGGUAUAACCGUUCGCCCUUUGACGAAGCAAUUUGCAAAGUAUAAGAUUGGGGACUACCGUGAAGCAUACUCAUUCAUCACCGAUCACCCAGAGAUAUUGACAGAGAAGAGGACUGAUGAGCUGUUGAUGGAGGCUUUCAACGCCCAGAUCUCUGGGGAUGAGACAUACGCUCGCCAGUGCGUCCAUCAUGGCCUACUAUUACAAUACUGCCGUUCUUUGGGUAAGGACGGCGUUUCUCUCUUCUUCAAGCGGAUCACUACAGAGGAUCAUCGUGCUGGUGUGAUGUUCCGUGACGAUGUUAAUGACACUUACAACCGUAUCAAGACUCGUGCAAAGGAGCUUGCCAAAUCAUCUGCUGAGGGUCAAUCGGAAGUUGAGCAAAUCCAGCUCCACGCAGUCGACCCUUCUACUAAACUUAACAUCUCAAUUCCUCCGGCUGACAGCAAAGACGAGGCCCACGUUGCCGCUCGCGACAUCUUUAACCGCUUCCCACCGGGCCUUCAGAAAGCCUUGGAAUCUGAAAGUCUGGAUGAAGUGAACAAAGUGCUGGGUAAGAUGAGUGUGGAAGAGGCGGAAGACGUGGUUGAGAAGCUAGGAGAAAGUGGCAUUUUGACAGUUGAGCAGGGGAUUGUUGAUGCCACGACGGAGGAGGGCAAGCAGUGGCUGGAGGAACUGGAGGCAGAGAAAAAAUCGAACGCUCCAGAGACAGGCAAGGUAGAGGAGACUGGGGACCCUGAGUAG
Molecule: messenger RNA, 1467 nt
Organism: Nannizzia gypsea CBS 118893
Lineage: Eukaryota; Fungi; Ascomycota; Eurotiomycetes; Onygenales; Arthrodermataceae
Exons: 2
Coding region: 1-1467 (488 amino acids)
Biological process (GO): protein folding; protein stabilization
Cellular component (GO): cytoplasm
Molecular function (GO): heat shock protein binding; protein-folding chaperone binding; protein kinase binding
Source: RefSeq, a predicted model, not a curated record